This is a messenger RNA of Pristis pectinata (smalltooth sawfish), 3722 nucleotides long. RefSeq names its product palmitoyltransferase ZDHHC5-like. The coding region runs from base 40 to 1914 and encodes 624 amino acids. Gene Ontology annotation, biological process: protein palmitoylation. Lineage: Eukaryota; Metazoa; Chordata; Chondrichthyes; Rhinopristiformes; Pristidae. The record is from RefSeq and is a predicted model, not a curated record. Gene Ontology annotation, molecular function: palmitoyltransferase activity. The transcript is spliced from 11 exons.
CCCUGCUAUGCUGCUGAGGGAGCCCACAGUCACAGCAAUAUGCCAUCGGGAACGGAGGGCAACUUCAAACCCAGCAAGUACAUCCCGGUGUCGGCGGCCGUCACCUUCCUCGUGGGCUCCACCUCGCUCUUCUUCGUCUUCCCGUGCCCGUGGCUCAGCCAGACGUUCUCACCGGCCAUCCCCGUCUACAACGUGAUCAUCUUCCUCUUUGUGCUGGCCAACUUCAGUAUGGCCACCUUCAUGGACCCCGGCAUCUUCCCACGAGCCGACGAGGACGAGGACAAGGACGACGACUUCCGAGCCCCCCUCUACAAGAACGUGGAGAUCAAGGGCAUCCAGGUCCGCAUGAAGUGGUGCUCCACCUGCCGCUUCUACCGGCCGCCUCGCUGCUCCCACUGCAGCGUCUGCGACAACUGUGUGGAGGAGUUCGACCACCACUGCCCCUGGGUGAACAACUGCAUCGGCCGCCGCAACUACCGCUACUUCUUCCUCUUCCUGCUCUCGCUCACCACCCACAUCGUGGGCGUCUUCUCCUUCUCCCUGCUCUACCUGCUGCACCACCUAGACAGGCUGUCGUCCGUGCACACCGCCGUCACUAUGGCAGUGAUGUGCGUGGCCGGUCUAUUCUUCAUCCCCGUGGCUGGUCUCACCGGCUUCCAUGUGGUGCUGGUUGCCCGAGGGCGCACCACCAACGAGCAGGUGACGGGGAAAUUCAGGGGAGGGGUGAAUCCCUUCACACAGGGAUGUUGGAGGAACAUCUCCUACGUCCUCUGCAGUUCACAGGCACCCAGGUACAUUUCCCGGGAAAAGAGGGGGAGCCAGGUCCCGGUGCAGACGCCCUUCGUCCGCCCCACCAUCUCUGACACCGAGGUCACCAUGAAGUUAAUGGACAACGGCAUCCAGACGAGCCUCGCGCGCACUCGGUCUCGGGGAAGUCUGGUGGUGAUGGAGAGUCAAUCGAUGGAUGUGGAUCCUCCGCCGCCUCCCAAACCGGACCUGACACGGUAUUCCGGGCUGCGGACUCACCUGUCACUGGCUACCAGUGAGGAGAGCAACCUCCUUCAUCGGGCAGACAACCCACCAACCCCCACCAUGUACAAGUACCGGCCCGCUUACAGCAGCCCCGGACGCAACCACGUGGCCCUCACGCACUCUGCCAGCGACAAGGUGUCGCCAGGGGACCUGUCUCCGGAGCUGGCGACGGCCGAGGGCCUCAGCAGCCAGAGCCUGGGCUCGGGGGGCCGCCCCUCGCCCCCCCUGUACCGCAGCUUCCCGACGGAGCCCACCUCGGAGGGCUCCCGCUCCUCCUGCAGCCUGCGGGCCCCCGAGGGGCCGCCCCGCUCCGAGGGCACUACCUCCACCUCCUACAAGAGCCUGGCCAACAACCCCACCCGGGAGGGCAGCCUCUCCUACGACAGCCUCCCGCCGGCCAGCCUGCCGGCCAGCCCCGAGGACAGCGAGGGUCCCCGUCCUGCCGGCUACCACUCCCCCUUCCUCUCGGCCCAGCAGCGGGAGGCUGACCUCCUCCUGCUCCCGCCCCCCCACCGCAGCCGCCCUCCUCCCUCAGCCGAACGGGAGAGGCUGCUGGAGGCCGGAAUGUCCCACCGAGACCCUCGGCCGCCGACGGGACCCUCCCAGCAAAGCCGGCUGCUCCGGGCCGCCUGCUCCCCGCCAACAGAGGCCGCAGAGGUCUCAGGGGUCACCCAUCCGCUCCUGACGCACAGAGAUGAGGCACGGACGAAGGCCGCCCACGUCAGGAGCAACGGGCAGCCCAAGAGCACGAGCAAGGGGGACCCGCAUCAGACGUCGCCCCCGCCCGGCCCCGGCGCCUCGGGCUCCGCCACCCUGAGCCCCAACAAGGGGGUGAAGAAGGUGUCCGGCGUGGGAGGCACCACCUACGAGAUCUCGGUGUGACGGAGGGAAAGGGGUCCCCGUUCCCAGCGGGAGGCGCGAGAGAGAGAGAGAUGCGCGCGCACACACGCGGACUUCCGGGAAGGGUCCUCCUUUCCCUGCGAUGUGUUGGGAGUUUUUAGCCAAGCUUAAGUCGUCGGCGAGGCCGAGCGAGAGAGAGAGAGACGGGGAGGUGCAGCGGGAACGGAUCGACAGAGCAGCGGAUGCCUGCGGAUUCCACGGGCGGUGACAGGGGAGCACUGCGCGCGUGUCCGUCCUCUCAACGCUCCCUCCCGCAGUUUUCCUCCUCUCCCACUCUCCCCAUCUCUGGAUCUCUCUCCCCCACCGCCCCCUCCAUGCCUGAUCUCCUGCUCUCUGUAGUUCAAGCCAGCUCACUCCUUUUCCUCUCCUCCCCCUCCUCUCUCCUCCCCCUCCUCUCUCCUCCCCCUCCCUCCUCCUCUUCUCCCCCUUCCUCUCCCCCCUCCUCUCUCCCCCUCCUCCCUUCCCCCUCUCCCUCCCCCCCACUCUUCUCUCUGCUCUCCCUCCCCCCUCCUCCUCCUCCCUCCCAAACAACGAGUUAGAUCAUUGAGACCUGGACAUUGUGCAAUUGUGUUGAGUCAGGGGCUGCUCUGCCAUGUCCCGGGGAGGGGGGCCUCGACUGCAAUUGACCGGAGCCUCGAGCAGGACAAAGACUUUUGCAAAAAAAAACUUAAGAAAAAAUGGUUUUUUUAUAUAUAUAAUUAAAGGGAUUAUUUACUCUGUAUCAUCCGUGCAUUGGCGGCACUUUGCACGUGACCCUCCCUCCUGCCCCUCGCCCCCACUGCACGGGCGUAGUAUCGGGGCAGGCGAUACCUCCCCGCUCUUGCUCCGCCCUCAUCCACCUCGGGGUGAUGGAAUCCACGACACUCCGGGGACAGAGGAACGCCUCGGAACGUCCCGUUCCCAGCCCGCGGAUGCUGGGGAGGAGAAACUUUCCCCGCUGUUGUCGGCGGAAGCUGCUGCCGUUUCCGCUGCUGGGUACCGGUUUUUUCCCUCAGAUCUUCCCCGCCCGCCGCAAGUCGUUCUCCCUUCCACGGGGAGGAGUUUCUGUCAACGGCGGGGUGGGAGAAACACGAAUCGAAGUCGGGUUUACUGUCAAGCCCACGCAUGCACACAGGUAGCGACGAGAAAUUGCCAGGGGCACAGACCAUCAGAGAAAGAAGGGUUCACGAGAGAAGGCAUUGAUUAUGCAGGGUUUUUCACAAGAAAGGACACAGUCCGAGCAAAUUUUUAUCAAUGACUUGGAUGAGGGGGUAGAAGGGUGGGUUGGCAAGUCUGCAGACGACGCAAAGGUCAGUGGUGUUGUGGACAGUGUGGAGGAUUGUCGAAGAUUGCAGAGGGACAUCAAUAGGAUGCAGAGCUGGGCUGAGAAGUGGCAGAUGCAGUUCAACCCGGAGAAGUGCAAGGUGGUGCACUUUGGAAGGACAAACUCCAAGGCACUCCGGGAGGUCAGACGUGAGGGAAUGGCUCACAGUGAACAGCAGAAGUGUCGACAUACAGCGGGGUCCCAGGGGUCCCGAGCCCACCGCUCCCCCCGAAAGCGGCCACACAGGUCGACGGGGGGGGGGGGGGGGGGCGCGGUAAAGAAGGCGUCCAUCAUGCUCGCCUUCACCGGUCGGGGUACUGGUCGCGCGCCCCACUCCCCCAGUUAUGGGGGGGGGGGGGUUCUUCGGAGAGAGGGUGCGGGAGAGGUUUGCCGGGAACGCCGCCCGGAUCAGAGGGCGCCAGCUACAAGGAGAGGUCGGACAGACUCUGGGGUCGCUCCCUCCGGAGUGGCGGAGGCCAAGGGGGGA